AAAGUGACAGAGGCCGAAGAUGACAGUGACAGUGAUAGUGAUGAUGAUGAAGAUGAUGUUCAGGUCACUAUUGGUGAUAUUAAAACAGGAGCACCGCAGUACGGGUACGGAGCAGCACCAGUGAAUCUCAAUAUUAAAACAGGAGGGAGAAGUUAUGGAUCCUCUGGCACCAAAGUGAAAGGAGUUGAUCUUGAUGCACCAGGAAGCAUUAAUGGUGUUCCGCUAUUAGAAGUUGAUUUGGAUUCUUUUGAAGAUAAACCUUGGAGAAAACCAGGCGCUGAUCUCUCAGAUUAUUUCAAUUAUGGGUUUAAUGAAGACACUUGGAAAGCCUACUGUGAAAAACAAAAGAGGAUACGAAUGGGGCUCGAAAUUUUACCCGUUACCACAGCUACCAAUAAAAUUACGGCCGAAGACAUUGCUAUGGAAGUAACGCCAGGGACAGAGAUUCCAGAUGGCACAUACAGUCUUUUUAAGGUGAAUGUUGGUAAACUUUCCUUAGUCACUCUUAAUUACUGUUUGCCAUACCACUUCCAAGUUUUGAGUCUAAGCACAAAAGUGGACAUAGCUGUUUGUUUUUUCCCCUAGCUUUUAAAAAAAUAUGUUCUCCAGAUGUGCUGCAUGUAGACCCACUUAUUUUUAUCUUACUUGCUGCAACUCUUAUGACUUGAUGGCAUAAUGUACUAAUGAUUGCUGUGACAGUUACGUAUUGUAUAUGCUGCAUUCUUUUAGUGAGAUACGUUGCUCCGUUAAACAGAUUUCAUGUAUCGUUUUCGGUCUAGUAUUUGAUCCUUGCUUUCUCUCUCUUGGUGGUCCAACUUCAAAAAUGAAGUUCAGGCAGAAUUUUGCUGACCGAAGAAAUUAUCCUCCAUGUAAGAAAUGUGCACGAAAGAGAAAAUGUGUCUAGUUUUGAAUCUGAAACGAAACAAAGGCUGCUGCUAUAACUUUCUGAAAGUUUUGACCUUAUAUUGAGGGGAGGGCAUAGUUUGAUAGAAAUGAAACCUGGAAUGUUUUUACUUUUUUUUUUUUUAUUUCUGCUGAAGCAAAAUGCACAGGAUACAGGAGUGAGUAUAGAGAGCGAGUAGGAGAAGGCUGAUGUGUGUGACACUUACUCUCUCUUGCCUUUAUGUAGCUAGCAUUGCUGCAUAUCCCCUUGUGCGCCUCCUCCUUUUGCAGUGUCGGCUUUUUCCCCUUUUCUUGGUUGCCCUGGACUGUUGCUCAGUCUUACCCUCCUUGCCUGAAAUAACUACUUUCAGUAACAACCAUUUCAGCCCAUAUUGAAACAAAACUGCUCUGUAGCUGAAUCAGCCACCCGUUUUGUUUUAGACCCAAGCCACCUGAAAACUGCAGUUACGUGAACAGUUCACGUACAAAUACUUUCGCACAUCCCUACCUUCGUAUAUAAGACAUCGUUAGAUUGUCAUAAAUCAGGAUCACAAACUUGAUUAAUAGCCAUAUGUUGUAAUCACCAAUCUCUCAUAUGCCUAGAGGACUUUUGGAAACCACAUUGUUAGGCUCAGUGGCAUCGUGAAGCGGCAAAUUCUAGCUUUCCCCUGAGUGCUUCUAAGGCUGAAGACAAUUCUAGACCAGACCUUGUUGUGGUAGGACUUGAACUCCCUGCUGGAUUGAGAACUGCUUCAUGCCAGUGUAAGAAGUUAUCAACUAGUUACAAUUGACUAGACAUUUGAGAAUGCCUGAGGAAAAAAAAUGCACAAGUUAAUAUAUGCCACUUACAUGAUGUGAAGAAA
Molecule: messenger RNA, 1745 nt
Organism: Thamnophis sirtalis
Lineage: Eukaryota; Metazoa; Chordata; Lepidosauria; Squamata; Natricidae
Source: RefSeq, a predicted model, not a curated record